Exaiptasia diaphana is the source of this 4243-nucleotide messenger RNA. Its product is annotated as calcyphosin-2. The transcript has 19 exons. Gene Ontology annotation, molecular function: calcium ion binding. Lineage: Eukaryota; Metazoa; Cnidaria; Anthozoa; Actiniaria; Aiptasiidae. The coding region runs from base 511 to 2499 and encodes 662 amino acids. The record is from RefSeq and is a predicted model, not a curated record.
UCGGCCAUUUUUGUUUUGAUGAGAGAAGAUUGCGAGAUUUGUCGAAUUUAUGAAGAUAUAUCGUUAUAAAAAUAGACGGAUUUCAUUGUAAUACCCACACUAGAGUAAUCAAGUGCUAUWAACUAAAGAAAGAMGGYUUACUAUUGCCAACUGGAAUCGUGAAUGCUGUUGCUAUGUUGUUGUGAUCGUUGUUGGGGUGGAUUUCAAUCUUCGAUGUUCUGGGAGUAUUUGUAUGGACAUUUUCGUGGAGUAUUAAUGGACARUCCUCUGAACAAUUAUUGCUGGAAUAAUUAUUCUCACGGAGAAAAGUUUUGACGAAGAAGAAAAUGGUAUUUCAAAAUUAUGCGCAAAURAUUAUCAAGGAAACCCUUGGUGUAUGCUAAAUUUUUAAAUAACGGUAACAGCAAAACAACUGCCAAUCUUUUGAAGACGUGGAACAAUAUUCAAGCUUUUAACAACAGGUUCAAGUAAACUUGCAGAUAGSUUUAYAAUCAUAAUUACURGAUUACCAUGAAGGGAGUUCUUCAACCUGAUUUUGCUGUUACUGGAAAUUCAAGUUCAAGACAUGAACGACCAGGAAGUGGAUCCAGGCGACCCCAGAGACGUCAUCAGGACCCAGGAACACUAGGCAAUAGCAAGGCUAACAUAUUUGGGACAUCGGAACCCCCCAAACAAUCCCAUAGUUCACCUGUAGUCUCUAAUACUGAAAGUGGUAGUAGUACAUAUUAUUAUAAUACGCCUGAAGCACCUCGGGAUGAGUUGAAGGAGAAGGCUUUAAAAGAAAAAGAACUAAGAAAUAGAGAGUACUGGGACCAACCUAUGGACGUGACAGUUCAUCAAAGCCCCAAAGGAAAGGGAAGACGAUCGGCACCUCAAGGUGUUCCUCAACUAAAUCUUGGUAACCUAGAGGAUGGUACCAACAAGCUUGUUCAUCGUAUUGAUCCAGAACCUCAUUUACAUACACCAGAUAGUGCAAGAAGUGAUGUGAGCUGGGGAACACCAUUGCAUAGUUCUAGACAAGUUGCUGUGGGUAAAAAUCAAAAGCCACGUGAACCACGAUUCAAGGAUGAACAAGAAAGGAAUCCCAGCAUACAAUCACCAUUAUCCAAGAGGCCAGAUGGCAUGCCUGCACUUGACUUACAGUCAUCUCAAGAUGAUGAACAUGCAUUUAGGGCUGCAAGAGAUUUUAACCCAAAGCAAGUGCCAAGUGACCCAUUCAGUGGUAAACAUGGCAGGCCUUGGAGUACUGACCCUAAGAGUGAACAUCAAUACAUGAAACAAAGAGCAAGAGCAGAACAAGAACAGUUGUACUCGGAUAAGAAAAAGGAUUACAUUGUAGAAACAGUUAUGGUAGAUCAACUAUCCAGAGCAGCAAUAUCCGAUCCUGAAGCAGUAGGGCCUGAGAACUACUCUAUCAACCUUGGAGCAAGAGACAGAAAAAAUAAAGAAUUCUAUAAUACAAGAGCUGUUCAAUCRCCGGGCAAGUCAGAGAAUCUUCUUGCUAAGAGAGUAAGGUUUGGAGCAAGACUUGUGACCAAGAAUGGACAUGACAUUCACAGAGAACUCAACGGUUUCUAUUUUCUUGCCGAUAACACUUUAACUGUUUAUGAAUUCAGRCAGUUUGGCACAAGGUCUUCAGCUUUGCCAUUCAUACUAAGAGGUUGUUACAGUCAUGUGUAUGGGCAGAGAAAGGGACAACUGUAUUCAUUAAAAGAUAUUAGCAUAGGCCAAAGUAUUUCAUUUGUGACAGCCAAUCAGAAUACAUUGCCUCAGAGUGUCAGUAUGAAGCCAGUCGUUACUCUAAGAAUCACUGAUGUUGAUGAAGAAGCAAAGGAAAGGUUACUCUAUGAUGGAUGCCAUUCUGCUCAGCAAAGAAGAAUGGUCAAUGAUAAACUCGCUGCACCUCCAACAGAACAAGAACUAAAAGAGAGGCAAAUGAUUGAAAGUAUUCAAGGAGAAGUAAGAAAACAGCUUAGGAACAGRGCGGUCAAGACWAUGAUGGGAUUAGGACGACAUUUUAAGCAGUUGGAUAAAUCAGGUGAYGGGAUGCUGGAUAAAGAUGAACUUAUGGCAGCUUUACAAAGAUAUCACCUACAGGUUCCACAACAGGCUUUUGAGGAAUUAUGGAGACUGCUGGAUGUAAAUAGGGAUGGUGCRUUAGACUAUGGUGAAUUUGUUCGAGGAUUCAUUGGUGAGAUGAAUGAAUCUAGAAAAGCAUAYGUUAGAAAGGUGUUUCAUAAACUUGAUCCAAGUAAAACUGGUGUAGUUGAACUAAACAACAUCAAAAAGUUUUUCUCAGCACAUAAACAUCCUAGAGUCUUAUCAGGUGAAAUGAGAGAUAAAGAGGUUGMCUCUGCUUUCUUGAGCUCCUUUGAUAAUUGUGAAAACAAAGGGGAAGUUACUUAUGGGGAGUUUGAGGACUACUAUGAAGGUGUUAGUAUUGCUAUUGACAGUGAUCAAGAAUUCAUUGCUAUGAUGAAGAACUGCUGGGGAUGUUAGCAAGGUCAUGGUGCUGUAAUAGACUCUCGGACCCUYAACAUAGUUGAGUGAGUUUGGUUGAAGUACUGUGUGUUUUGAUAUUAGCAAUCUCAUCAAAACAUCUAUUAGAAUCAGAGUAGUUCACCAUAGCAAGCAAGCAAUAAUUGCUACCCUGGCUGGGGGAGUGUUCAAAGCCCGAUUAGUUGUAAUCCGGGGUUAAUUCCAUAGGUUUUGUAAGAGUUAACCCAGGAUUAGCAGUAAUCAAACUUUGAACCAUGAUAUAAUAGUUACRCCAUAGUUAGAAGAAUUAUUUAUAUUUUCACAGUAUUUAAAACACCUUAUUAAUAUUAUUACAAGACUAAGUGUUCACUAACUAUAGCUAAAGUUUGACAGCAAAGAAUAAUUACAGAACAGGUUUGAAGGAUGUUAUUAAUCAAAACAAUUACAAGAAAAGGAAGUAAAAAAGCUAAUAUUUACACUAGUACAGUAGGAUCCUGUCUCCAAUAACUAAGUGUCAAACUGUUUUAAAAUAAGAAGAUCAUAUCUUUGUUUGGYUGUUUUUUGUUUGAAAAAAAAUCCUACAAGGAUUUUAUGAUUGCAAUUGCCUGUUAAUUAAGUAGAGACAGGAUCACAUUACUGUACAUUGUCAAGACUUUUAAGUACCAUUGUCGACAGAUGCCAAUCAACACUGCAUAUUAUAAUACUAUUUUAGCAAUAUUUUAUAUGCAAUUUCUUUUUUUUGCACAGAGUCUAGACAUUUCUUUUCUAUUAAUGGUUAUUGGUCAUGAUAAUCUAAMAAUCCAUUGGUUUCUCUCUGUUUGAACUUGUAAAAUUUAAUAAUUAUAAUCUAUAUUUUAGUUGUUAUCUGAUAAAACUGUUCUUUCUUUAAUUAACAUUAAAAAUAGAUAAUGGAUGGGUCUACCAUUAGAAAAGGGAUUAUAAUGGAAAUUGAUUUUUUUGCAUCUAAGAGUAAAUCUGGGCUGCCAAGUAUAUUUGUACAAUGUAUGUGUGGUUGUGGCAUGAAGGAAUUGUUCUGUUUUACCCCUCCCUCCAUCUUUUUUCUCAUGGUUGAUCCAUAAUGUAGUCAAAUAAUAGUGCGAACCCUCGCCAAUUUUACAGGUGGAAUUAUUGCUUCAAAGAAAUUAAUUAAUGACUUUGUUAGUGACCUAAAAGGAGUUUAGCAUCACCAAGCCAAAUUGASUAUUGGUUUUACUUCAAAAACAUUGUUUCUUUUAGAGAAUGUGAACUAUUUGAUCUAAAAUAUACAUGAUUUUUGAGUGUUUUCUUGUUUUCAGCCACUCAAGUGAAGUGAUCCAUAAACAUUAAAAAGAAAACAUAUUUUAAACUAGAAAGCCAUUCUAGUGCAUUUCUUUUCUUGUGAAGGAUUUUUGUCUACAAAAUAUGUAAAUUUUUAAUACGAAACUGACACCAUUUGAACAGAUUCUUGAACAUUUUUGACAUUUCUCUUCUUCGUCCACCAAAUUCUUUUGUUUUAAUCGAGAGUUUUUAUUGUGUUUUCAUUUCAAUUAAGAUACCGUGACCUACAUUCAAUUAAAUUCGAAUUUCGAAUACAUUUCACUUCCUUCUAGCGCUGUUUUAACCAUAUAAACCUUGCAUUUUUGUUGUAAAAGGGCCAUAUUUAGUUAAUUACUAAUAAAUAGAUUUAAAUUCAAGUAAAUUGGAAUUGUGAAGAAGACGUGGUAGGUGACUAGAUGAUGUUAAACAUAAAUACCAUCUUUUGGAAUAAAAUCUUUUGUGUAGCAGA